AUGGCACAAGAUGAAGAAUUCCGAGGGACUUCCACGGCCGCAGACAUUGAAAUGACUGAAACCAACGACCAAAAGUUGGUCAAGCAUUUGACCGAUGCCGACGAGGCGAUGAAGGCCUUUGCAGAACUAGGCGAGGAAAUUGAGUUGGACGAAGCCACGAACCGUCGUCUGGUGCGGACCAUUGAUUGCCAUAUAAUGCCAAUCAUGUGUCUCGUCUACGCGAUGAACUUUCUCGACAAAACUACCUUGUCUUAUGCCAGCAUCAUGGGUCUCAAGGAAGAUCUCAAUCUGAUUGAUGAUCAGUAUCAAUGGCUAGGCAGUUUAUUCUACUUUGGAUACCUCGCUUGGGAAUAUCCAACCAGCCGGCUGCUGCAGCGGUUGCCAUUGGGCAAAUACUCGGCCGCCUGUAUCCUCAUUUGGGGUAUGAUUCUUUGCUGCUUUGCCGCUACUACGAAUUACUCUGGAGCGAUUGCAAUUCGCUUCUUCUUGGGAGUGUUCGAGGCCGCAGUAACACCAGGAUUCGCGCUGCUAACCUCACAGUGGUAUACCAGAAAUGAGCAAGGCAAGCGCGUGAACAUUUGGUAUAGCUUCAACGGCUGGGGCCAGAUCAUCGGCGGCCUGGUGGCUUACGGCAUUGCCAUCGGCACGAAAAAGCAUGGCUCGCUUAUCGCGCCUUGGAAGAUUGUGUUCCUCUUCACAGGAUUAUUAACAAUCGCCCUAGGAUUGAUUUUCCUCUGGGUCGUGCCGGACAGUCAACUGAACGCACGCUGGUUAUCUAAACAAGACCGAAUCCUCGCUGUCGCUCGCGUACGAAUUAACCAGCAGGGUAUUGGUAACAAACAUUUCAAAAUGUACCAGGCCAAAGAAGCUCUGCUUGACCCGAUGACUUGGGCUUUCUUCUUCUUUGCUAUCAUUGCAAACAUCCCCAACGGUGGGAUCACCAACUUCUUCAGUCAGCUCAUCACCAGCUUUGGCUAUACUGAAGAGCAGAGCUUGCUAUACGGCACCCCUGCUGGUGCAGUGGAGGUGAUUGCUCUUGUAUUGAACGGUAUAAUCGGCGACAGGACUGGCCAACGUAUCCUGUCUAGUAUUGGUGGUCUACUCACUGCCACGAUAGGCGUCAUUCUUAUAGUCGCACUGCCACUGGAAAACAACGUUGGCCGUCUAAUUGGGUACUAUAUGACGCAGGCGUUCCCUACCUCAUUUGUAGCAUUGUUGUCAUUGAUCUCCUCCAAUGUGGCUGGAUACACAAAGAAAACCACUGUUGCUGCGCUGUACUUGAUUGGAUACUGUGCGGGUAACAUCAUUGGACCAUUGACCUUCCGUCCCCAAGAUGCGCCGCGUUAUGUCUCGGCUGAAAUUGUCAUCAUUGUGUGCUGGGGCGUCUGUAUGUUCCUGUUGCUGUUUAUCUGGUGGUGGUACAACAGAGAGAAUCGACGCAAGGCCGAGAUCGUCUCGGGACCAAACUAUGUUCAAGUGGAGGGACGAGAGUGGCUUGAUUUGACGGACCGAGAGAACCAUGAUUUCAUCUACACUCUCUAG
This is a messenger RNA of Penicillium soppii, 1542 nucleotides long. RefSeq names its product allantoate permease family MFS transporter. Gene Ontology annotation, biological process: tripeptide transport; dipeptide transport; allantoate transport. Gene Ontology annotation, cellular component: plasma membrane. The transcript has 7 exons. Lineage: Eukaryota; Fungi; Ascomycota; Eurotiomycetes; Eurotiales; Aspergillaceae. Bases 1 to 1542 code for a protein of 513 amino acids. The record is from RefSeq and is a predicted model, not a curated record. Gene Ontology annotation, molecular function: allantoate transmembrane transporter activity; dipeptide transmembrane transporter activity.